This is a messenger RNA of Mauremys mutica (yellowpond turtle), 754 nucleotides long. RefSeq names its product heme-binding protein 2-like. The transcript has 6 exons. The record is from RefSeq and is a predicted model, not a curated record. Lineage: Eukaryota; Metazoa; Chordata; Testudines; Geoemydidae. Gene Ontology annotation, cellular component: cytoplasm. The coding region runs from base 1 to 633 and encodes 210 amino acids.
AUGAUGCUGCUGCUCCUGGUCCCGCUCCUGCUCCUGGCCCUGGCACGGGGGGUCUGGGGAGAAAGGGAGAAGCCUACGUUCUGCGGGGAAGUCACCGAAUGUUUCACCUUUGAUCUCAUCUGCAACAGCUCUGACUACGAGGCCCGGCUAUACCCCCCCUCGGCCUGGGUCAGCACCCGCGUGAACAACACGUACACAGCCGCCAAGACCACCGGCUUCUGGCGCCUCUUCCGCUACAUCCAGGGCUGGAACCAGCUGGGUGCGAAGAUCCCGAUGACGUCACCAGUUCUGACCCGGGUGGACCAGGCUGCUGGGGAGACGCAGGAGUUCACCAUCUCCUUCCUGCUGCCGGCAGCGUGGCAGGGCGACCCCCCGCAGCCCACCCAGCCUGUUGUUUUCAUCGAGCGGUUCCCUGCUCUGCCCACCUACGUUCGCUCCUUCGGGGGGUGGCUCACGGACGCCAAUCGAGGGACCCACAUCCGGGCCCUUGAUGCCUCUCUGGGGCGGGACGCCCGGCACUUCGACCGCUCCUGGCACUACUCUGCCGGCUACAACAGCCCCAUGAAGCUGUUCGACCGCCACAAUGAGGUCUGGCGCCUGGCGUGGGGUGGCCUGGGCUGUGCCCCAGAGUGAGCCUCCCAAGUGUCACCCACUGUCAUCGCGGCCCCACCAGGAAUGAGAAAUCGAGCUCUCUAUUCUGCCCCCAUGAUAGCACUCCCAGUGAGCAGCCCCCCUCAUCUCCCAAUAAAUCCAA